GUCACUCGUCAAGAUUAAAAAAAUGUCUAGGUACAAGUCUAGGAUGAUAAGAUUAAUCAUCGUACUGACACGCAGCUGAUCAAUAUACUCAAUGUCAAUGAAUAACAAAUUCUCACCCAACGUACGUGGCAUUCAUAUAUAUAUAAAAGAGCGAAAUCGAGACAUAACCCGCGAUUCGAAGAUCAAAGGUCUUGGCGGUAAGAGAAUGCGAGUUUUGUUUGCAUAACCGAUAAGAAAGUAUAAUUGUUUAGUUUUCGUUCUCAACACGCAAAACGUUGAAAUUGUGUUUUGCAUCAAAAUUAUUUGACAGUAUUAGCAGAACCAUGAACGGCCACAUAGAUAAGUCUGCAGAUUUUGAGGAAGUGAAAGUACCAGUUCCUUGGGGAGUUAUUGCAGGAAAAUGGUGGGGCCCCAAGACCGUCCAACCGGCUAUCGCCAUCCACGGCUGGCAAGACAACAGCGGCACCUUCGACAACCUAGCGCCGCUCCUCAAAGAAAAAGGUCUCUCCUUGUUCUGCAUAGACCUCCCAGGACAUGGCUUCUCCUCGCAUUUACCGAAAGGCCAAAACUACUACCUCUUCUGGGACGGGGUGCCCAUCCUGAGACGCAUCGUGAAACACUUCGGCUGGAAGGAGAUCACGAUAAUUGGACACUCCCUGGGAGGGUGCGUGGCCUUUAUGUACGCUGCGGCGUACCCCGACGACGUCAAGAAGUACGUUAGCAUUGACAUAGCCGGCCCCAGCGUGAGGGACCCGAAGAAAAUGCUCGAAGCUAUAGGUACGAGCGUCGACAAGUUUUUGGAGUACGAGAAGAAAACCGUAGACGACAUGCCUUGCUACAACUACGAGGAAAUGAUCAACAUCGUAGUCGACGCUCACAAGGGAUCCGUCACCAGAGAGGGUUGCGAGAUAAUGAUGCGAAGGGGGAUGGCACCGGUAGGCGAGACCAAAAGGUACUUGUUCACCAGAGACCCGAGGUUGAAGGUUUCCUCUCUGGGUUUCAUGACGAUAGACGAGGUGCUGCUAUUCGCUUCCAGGAUCACCUGCGAGGUUAUGAACAUCCGGGCAGAAUCGGGGUUGACGUUGGAUAACCCCGGACAUUACUCGAUGAUUCUGGAAGAGAUCGAGAAGAGCGCUAAGAAGCUGAAGCGGCAUUUGGUUCCGGGAACACAUCAUUUGCAUUUGAACAACGGCGAGAGUGUAGCUUCAAUCAUCUACGACUUUUUGGUGUCGUAACGCUGGAGGAGUUAAAUUAAUUUAUUUAUUGGAUAAACUUAUUUAUGGCUAGUUCGAUGACUAUGGUUUUACUUUUUUUCUGAGUACUCCAAACAUAUGUAGACUGGUGCUGCCAGAUUUGAGUUACCAAGAUGUCUCCUUCUGCUUCCUUUGUUUUGAUCACACUUAUCAUAGUCUGUCUCAAAUGCUAAAAUCUUGAAAAGUUUCGUUAUGCUUGAUGAUUUCAACAAAAUCUUGCUUUCUCACUGGUUGAAUGGAACACAUAAUAUAAUAAUAUAUGUAUAUAUUUAUUGAGCAGUACAUGAUGAAUAUAAAGAACAUAAGUACAGCA
Leptinotarsa decemlineata (Colorado potato beetle) is the source of this 1566-nucleotide messenger RNA. RefSeq names its product serine hydrolase like 2 kraken (gene kraken). The record is from RefSeq and is a predicted model, not a curated record. NCBI's taxonomy places the organism in Eukaryota, Metazoa, Arthropoda, Insecta, Coleoptera, Chrysomelidae. Gene Ontology annotation, molecular function: catalytic activity. Gene Ontology annotation, cellular component: membrane.